AUGGGUAUCGAGGCACUUGAUUUCCCCCAGAUGUGGGAACGUCCCAGCUACACUCAGCUAGCGGACAUACUUCAAACGCUUGAGCUCAGUCCUCCUAUCUGGAACCACAAGCGUCGCCGCUCAGAGAUCAUCGAGGUGCAAGAAUCCCUGGCCAGCCAACGCAAGGCCGAAGUCACACGCUACCUCUCCUCGAUCAUCAAGAGCCCUCUGUCAUGGAUCGAGGAUGACGAUGAGAAGGAGAUUCUUUGGACUCAGGCAAGCAAGCGCAUGUCAGAGCGAUGUGGCCGUACGGCUAUGGGAGAAGUUAUUCGAAGUUGGCCCUUUGGAGAUGACGCAGACGAGUUUGAGUUGAUCAUUCGAGAGCCUGCGCUUACGGGAGAUUCGUUGGGCUUCAAGACUUGGGGAUCUUCAUACGUCCUCUCACAGCAUCUUCCUCGUAUGGCUGAGACAUCCUUAUUUCGACUCUUUGAUGAGACCCUUGGUCAACCAAAACCCAAUGUCCUCGAGCUUGGAUCUGGAACAGGACUUUUGGGUCUUGCAGCCGCGGCACACUGGAAGGUUCCCGUAGCGCUGAGCGAUCUACCAAACAUCGUUCCCAAUCUCAGAGAGAACGUUGCCAAGAACACUGAACUCAUCAAGUCUCGCGGCGGAUCACUCACUGUCGGCGACCUGACAUGGGGUGGCAGUGAGGAUGAAAUCGACCAGACUCUGUUUGGACAAUCGCAUCAAUUCAAGAUUGUCCUCGCGGCUGAUCCUAUGUACGACGAUGACCACCCAGCACUUCUCGCCUCCGCCAUCAGCGAACACCUGGCUUUAGGCUCAGAUUCACGCGCUAUCGUCAUGGUACCGCGACGAGACGCAACCACAGAGCGUCUUCUCGAGUCCUUCCGCCAGGCCAUGCUUGACCUCGGCACACCACUGUUCUGCGAGGAGGAGGACGAGCUUGCAGGCCAGGAUGACUGGGUUGAGGAUGACGAAGCAGGCAAUCUCAUCAUGACUGGCAAGCCAGUUUACAAACCGGAAGAGAUCCGCUUCGCUUUGGAUCUGAUGCUCCAGGAUCUGUUCAACGAAGAGAUCUCUCAGGCCUUCCAAGAACGAUUUGAUCGAGAGUUGACGGACAACCAAAUCCGCUACUUGCGGAACAAGUAUGGAAAAGAUCCCGACUAUGGUUCUCCUUUGAUCAACCGACCAGCCAACAAGAAGGUCAAGCGAAGACGAGCUGCUCUUGCAGCAGCUGUGACUUCACCUACUUCCGAAGACUCAUCUGGUCCCUCGAAACGAACACGCCGAGAACCUUCCUCCUCAGUCAGUCUCUCAUUGUCUCCCCCAAACCAGCCUGCAGGAUUCUCUCAGAUCCCGCCAUUCAAUUUUGACGACUACACGACUACUCCAUCGUCUAAUUUCCCCAACUUUGGAGCAUCGCCCCCUUCUCAGUUCUCUAACAUCCGCUCUCCAAGUGACAGCUACACCCUAUCCCCACCUCAAGAUGCGUUUUCUGGACCUUCGAUCAAUACAUGGCAGACACAGCAACAACCCACCUUCACCACAAGCUUCACCCCUAUCAACACCCGGUUCGGACAGCAGGAUGGAAGUACUCUGGGCCAAGCAAGUUCCGUCCCUAGAACCGCAACACUGAGCUCAGGUUCUCUACAAUAUCCCCAAGCCCAACCUCUUCCUGGCACCAGUUCAAACCAACAGCAGGCUAUUAAUUCUUUUUUCAGCGUCAAUGUGCCCGCCUCCUCCCCUCAACAAGCCGGGAGCGUUCAGAGCGGGGCUUAG
Messenger RNA from Fusarium coffeatum, 1779 nucleotides. RefSeq lists its product as uncharacterized. Bases 1 to 1779 code for a protein of 592 amino acids. The record is from RefSeq and is a predicted model, not a curated record. NCBI's taxonomy places the organism in Eukaryota, Fungi, Ascomycota, Sordariomycetes, Hypocreales, Nectriaceae. The transcript is spliced from 5 exons.